Molecule: messenger RNA, 853 nt
Organism: Trichomonas vaginalis G3
Lineage: Eukaryota; Parabasalia; Trichomonadida; Trichomonadidae
Product: organellar and viral DNA polymerase type B
Exons: 1
Molecular function (GO): nucleic acid binding
Source: RefSeq, a predicted model, not a curated record
AUGAGAGAAGUCAUUCGUGUUAGAGACUUUCCUCAAAGUAAAGUACAAGAAAUUUCUGACGCAACAGGUAUAGCAUUUAAUGUUACCAUUGGUUAUUUCAAUGACUCAAGACAUAAUGAAAUAAAGAGAUAUAUACCAAAAGAAUGCGAAACUGUUAGAACUAUUGACUUACUUCUUGUUGAAGACCACUACAUGCUAAAUGAAAGAUUACCAAUGACAACAUACUUCAUUCGAAACUAUAAAGAAAUUCUCAAAGCUUGUGGUGGAAUGAACAUUGAGAAACAGAUGAAGAUUUAUACAAAGAGAGAAGAUAAAUAUGUAGUUCGUUAUGAUAGAACAACACCGUUAUGGGAUGUUAUGAAAACAUUGUGGGAGUGCAAAUAUUUCGAACCUAUUUCUUAUGGAGAACUUUUCACAUAUACUACUGACUUAUAUAAACAGAACCUUGCACCAUUUAAAGAUUUGACAUAUGCUCCAAAGUAUUGUGUACAACUGAAGAAGAAAGCAGAGUCAAAAGAAGUAAAUAAAGCUAAAUGUAAAUUCAUACCUGAGCACGUUUUCUUUGCUGACUUUGAGUGUAGUACGGAUGGCUUUCAUAAAGCUUUUAACAUCUGUUAUGACAGUGAAGAUGGUUCAGUUAGUGAAAGCAUUUGGGGUCAAAACUGUGCAACAGAAUUUUUGGAAAGACUUCCUGACAAGAGUUUAAUAUAUUUUCACAACCUCAGUUAUGACAUAAACUUCAUCUUAAGACACAUGACAGAAGUGAAAGGAACUCCCAUCAUUAAAGGUUCACGAACAAUGCAAAUAACUGGCUUAUAUAAAGGACGGGCAAUUAUUAUAAAAGACUCUUACA